Molecule: messenger RNA, 1590 nt
Organism: Aspergillus welwitschiae
Lineage: Eukaryota; Fungi; Ascomycota; Eurotiomycetes; Eurotiales; Aspergillaceae
Exons: 1
Coding region: 705-1292 (195 amino acids)
Source: RefSeq, a predicted model, not a curated record
CUUCCCGUUGAGCUACUGAGGUACACUAAUUAGAAUGGAGGUAAAACCCACUUCCAGUCCCUUGACUGGUCGACUCGGUCGAGACAAAAUGAUUGACAAUUGAACACCGUCUCCACUUUUCCGACAUUUAGCUCGACAUGAUCAGUCGACAGGGGUUGAGGGGGCCCCGUUCGGAUGUGGUUCGAAGGAGGAAUCGGAUCAAGCAGAUCUCCAUCCGUUUUCAAAAGAGAAAGAGAGAGAGAGAGAGCGGAGGAGGGGGAGAAAGCAAUAUGCCGAACGGGAAGCCUACUCUACAGUAAUUUGUUUUUAUGGCACCAACAUCCUCUUUCAUCUAUUUGGCUGAGGUGAUUUAUAGGCUGUUACUAUCCCAAUAGGAAGAAUGCUGCCAAAUUGGAAGAAGUUGGAUCUACUGCAUCCGGUCAAUGCGAACGGAGGGAGAAAGAAAAACAAUGAACGACCUGAACGAAUUAAAUGGAUGAAUGAAGAAAUGGGUCAUACCUUAUCCCAAGCUUGGUACAACUUUGGCCUGCAGUGGUCGAGUCGAGUCUUCAUCGAAAGACGGAGAGCCGCGACACGGGGAAAUACCGAGGGACUUUCCACCGGCCGAUACUUUUUCUUUUUUUCUUACCGAUCAGAGAGUGACUUGCGGCUGGAACGGAGGAGAGCUGUACGAUAAAAGUACCGCGCAGAAGUAACCAAACCGAAUGCACAGGGAAGUAAGAGGGGACGCAGAGGUAAUCUAUCUGCGAACCAUGGCCACCGUAAACCAUGGAGGAUCACACUUUCCAAUCAACCCGUUCAAUUCAACUUGCAAGUUUCUUUUUAGCUCCUCCACUUCCGAUGAUCUCCAAAUGAUUUCCACCCAUGGAGAUCGCCUUGACUCUCGACAGUACUUAGUCCAUACCCGGUUUCAACUUUCAAAUCAGAAGGUCCCUCCCUCCGAAAAAGCAUCAGUCCAUCUUUUCUCGGGGCCCCCCUCUCCCCCUCCCCUCCUCUCUCUCUCCAAUUGUUUGUUCAAUCCUGUCCUGUUAUUGGGCACAAGUGUAACCCACAGAAAGACUUUGUCCUACUCGCCCAGCCAUGCCCAGUGCACGCCCAGUGCCCCGUCAACUCAUCCACUCCAGCUCCAGCCUCCAUCCUUCCUUUUCCCCAUAUGGACAGGGGCGAACCCGCCUUGUCGGAACGAGCGAUCCGGUACAGUGGAAAUGUUACGCAACUUACGCCGCAUACGCAGCGGGCGGGUCAUUAACCAGCCCGUAAUUUCGCCCUUCCCGGCUGAGGGGACCACUUAGAAAUCUGGGAUGCAAAAGUUGGCUGUGUGUGGCGAAGGCGAGUACGAAGUAAAUAAAUAUAGAUAGUUUUAAAUAGCAGGACUAUGAGGAACACGGGAUGCGAUGCGGCCAGUAGCACUUCACCAAAUUCAUUGUGGAAUGGAGCAUAAUUUACGGCUCAACUUUCGUUCGGGCGUUGAAUUCGGUUCGGCUGGCGUUUAGUUCCUCGAGUCUCCCCAUCCUCGCUUACUAGUGCUUUCUGCCCAGCGCUUACCCUCCCCAUUCAACCGUCAACUAUCCAGAUAGUCUCUUGGUUGCC